This is a messenger RNA of Cavenderia fasciculata, 1338 nucleotides long. RefSeq names its product dUTP diphosphatase (gene dut). The record is from RefSeq and is a predicted model, not a curated record. The transcript has a single exon. NCBI's taxonomy places the organism in Eukaryota, Evosea, Eumycetozoa, Acytosteliales, Cavenderiaceae. Gene Ontology annotation, molecular function: magnesium ion binding; dUTP diphosphatase activity. Bases 1 to 1338 code for a protein of 445 amino acids. Gene Ontology annotation, biological process: dUMP biosynthetic process; dUTP catabolic process.
AUGGCAAUUCUUAGUAAUACGAGUGGUCUUUCAUACGGAUCACAUACAUUAGUACAAGUAGAAUGUGAUGUCAAGUUGUCUAAAGGGUGUAGCGAUAUUUAUGAGAUUGCUUACAAGGAUACAUUGUUGGGUGCAGCAAAGAAUAAUGGAAAGAUUGUAUGUCAAGAUUGUGCUCACUCGUCCAAUAGUGCUGGUACAUCUAGUGACAAGCAGUAUUUGGAUGGUUUAUUGUCAACCAUUGAUACUGAAGCAAAGGCAUAUCUCCUUGGUUGGAUCGCUAACGAUUUUACGGUAGUUGACAGUGUCAAAGGAUUGAUCACUAUCAAGGGUGAUGAAUCCUCUAUCAACAAGUUAUUUGAUAUUGUCCGUGGUGCUGAUCGUCAAGGAGUGUCAAUGAUCACAAUCGAGUCAAGUGCAAUGGUUGCAGAUAUAUUGAAACAUUUGCAAAUUGAAAAUGGUACUAGGGCUGAUUCUAAACUUCCACAAUUUGGAUCAUCGUCAUCAUCGUUGACAUUGUCAUUUGUCCGUGGAUUCUUUGAUGCUGCUGGAGACGCAUCUAUCAAGCGUGUCAAGGGAGUUGCUCCACGUGCUGUUGUCACAUCGUCCUCACAUUCGAUGCUCAAGGCGAUUGGUCAAGCUGUCGACGUACCAUAUGCACUUGGUGACGACGCCAACUCAAUCGAGUGGAGUGGAUUAAACGCACUUGACUUUUUGGCCAAACUCUAUGACGGCAGCACAUACUACAAUUUGCGUAACUACAAUACAUACAUGGAUUUGUGUGUUUGGUGUCCAACCUCUGGAGGUGCACAGUCUGCUGGUCGUGACGACGACCCUACAUUUGUAAUCACUCGUACAUCAAAGGACGCAGUCAUCCCAUCAAAGUCACGUGCUAGUGAUAGUGGUUAUGACCUCACCAUCAUCAAGACUGUCAAGGCGUUUGGUCCAGUUACCACAUUGUACGACACUGGCAUCAAGGUACGUCCACCCAUUGGCUACUAUAUGGAUGUAGUUCCACGUUCGUCACUUAGCAAGAGUGGAUACAUGUUGGCCAAUAGUGUUGGUAUCAUUGAUCGUGCAUACACUGGUUCCAUUAUGAUUGCUUUGGUCAAGGUCGACCCUGCUGCACCAGAUAUCCAACUCCCAUUCUGUGGAUUCCAAAUGAUCCCAAGACCAAUCGUUCACUUCCAAGUCGUCGAAGUUACUGGUGACAUGUUUGAAGAUACCGGUCGUGGUGCUGGUGGUUUUGGUUCAACCGAAGAAAAGAUCUUGAAAAAACAAUGUCUUGAAAAUAAUAAUAAUACUGUUCCAGAUCUUAAAUCAACUACAACUAACAAAUAA